Molecule: messenger RNA, 3000 nt
Organism: Artibeus jamaicensis (Jamaican fruit-eating bat)
Lineage: Eukaryota; Metazoa; Chordata; Mammalia; Chiroptera; Phyllostomidae
Product: zinc finger protein 883-like
Exons: 3
Coding region: 168-2153 (661 amino acids)
Biological process (GO): regulation of transcription by RNA polymerase II
Molecular function (GO): RNA polymerase II cis-regulatory region sequence-specific DNA binding; DNA-binding transcription factor activity, RNA polymerase II-specific
Source: RefSeq, a predicted model, not a curated record
UCAGGAAAGGCAUUUCCGUUUGGAUAGGAGGGGACUCAGGUCCUCAGUGGCGGGCAUUUCCUCUUCUCCCAGGUGUGUGUUAGAACUAAGUCAGGAUCUUGGAUCUCAAAAAUCCAGUGGAGAAGGUGGGAAAGUAACGGUCACCGCAGCAUGUAUGAUGCCCGGUGAUGCUGCUGGAGAGUGAGGCGCCAGGGCGGAGACAGGAGCUCGCUCUAGCAGGGACACCCGCCUUGCGUGCCACUGGGGCCCCUCACUGCCCACAGAGUCUGAUGGCGGAGGCCAUGUGGAGGCACCUGGCUGAGGUUAGGAUGACCUUUGAGGAUGUUGCCGUGUAUUUCUCCAGGACAGAAUGGAGCCUCCUUAAUGCGGCUGAGAGGCGCCUGUACCUCCAUGUGAUGCUGGAGAAUUUUGCUCUUAUAUCCUCGCUGGGUUGCUGCUGUGGAGCAGCGGAUGUGGAGGCACCCACUGACCAGAGCGUUUCCGUAAGAGUGUUGCAGGCAGAGGAUCCCAAGGCAGCUUUGUCUUCCAAGAAGAGCCACCCCUGUGACAGUUGUGGGUGUGUCUUGAGAGAGAUUUUUCUCUUGGCUGACCAGCAGGGAACUCAACAGAGAGAGAAACUGCUGAGGUGUGGGGCAUGUGCAAAAGAAUUUUGUUUCAUUGUCAAGCAUCACCAGCACCAGGAGCAGCACUUGGGACAGAAGUCUUUUGUACAAGGUGUGAACAGGGCCUCACUUGUGAAGGGCCGCAAUUUCAAUGUGUCUGAAAAGACUUUUACCUUCCAGGAGGUUGAGCAGAACUAUUUUACAAACUCAGGAAAUAUCCAACAACCAGCUACUGACACCAGGGAAAGAGCAAAUGAAAUGUCAACAUUUGGGGAGGAUUUUCAAAGGAGAAAUAUUUACCACACAACAGAAGGAUGUGAGAAAGCCAUUGGCUGCAAUCACACACCUCUUCCAGACCAAGCUGUCCAAACUGGAACACGAUAUUAUGCAUGCCAUGAAUGUGAAAAAUGUUUUCUAGAAAUCUCAGGUCUUUGUUAUCAUCAGAAAGUUCACACUGGGGAAAAGCCAUAUGAGGGCAGCGAAUGUAGGAAAUCUUUCACUAGUGGCUCUGCCCUUCGGAAACAUCACAGAGAUAACACUGGAGAAAGGCCUUUUCAGUGUGGCGAAUGUGGGAAAUCUUAUACCAGAGUCUCUGCCCUCCAUAAACACCAAAGGGUUCACACUGGAGAAAGGCUUUAUGAGUGUGGUACAUGUGGGAAAUGUUUUACCAGUAACUGUGACCUUCUUUAUCAUCAAAGAGUUCACACUGGAGAACGGCCUUAUGAGUGCCGUGUAUGUGGGAAAUCUUUUACCUGGAGCUCGAAUCUCCGUAAACAUCAGAGAGUUCACACUGGAGAAAGGCCUUAUGAAUGCAGAGAAUGUGGGAAAUCUUUUACCAGUAGCUUUGCCCUCCGUAAACAUCAGAUAGUUCACUCUAGGGAAAGACAUUAUGAUUGUAGUGAAUGUGGGAAAUCUUUUACCAGUAGCCAUGACCUCUGUAAACAUCACAAAGUUCACACUGGUGAAAGUCCCUAUGAGUGCAGUGAAUGUGGGAAAUCUUUCACCAAGAGCUCUGCCCUCCUUAUACAUUACAGGGUUCAUACUGGAGAAAGGCCGUAUAAGUGUCAUGUAUGUGGGAAAUCUUUUACCUGGAACUCUAACCUCCGUAGCCAUUAUACAGUUCAUACUGGAGAAAGGCCCUACCAGUGCAGUGAAUGUGGGAAAUCGUUUACCACAAGCUCUGCCCUUCAUAAACAUCACAGAGUUCACACCGGAGAAAGACCUUAUGAGUGUGGUGAAUGUGGGAAAUCUUUUACCAGGAGUUACACCCUCUGUUAUCAUCAGAGAAUUCACAAAGGAGAGAAACCUUAUGAGUGCAGUGAAUGUGGGAAAUCUUUUACAAAGAGUUGGGCCCUCCGUAUACACCAAAGAGUUCACACUGGAGAAAGGCCUUAUGAGUGUGGUGAGUGUGGGAAAUCCUACGUCAGUGGGUCUGGCCUGCAAAAUCAUUGGAAAGUUCAUACUGGAGAAAGGCCUUAUGAAUGUUUUGAAUGUGGGAAAUCUUUUGCUAGUAGUUCUGCCCUUCAUAAACAUCACAGAGUUCAUACUUAAGAAAGGCCCUUUCAGUUUGCUAAAUAUGGGAAAUCUUUUACCAGUAGCUCUGACCUAUGUACACAUCACAUAGUUUACACUGGAGAAAGGCCUUAUUAGUGCAGUGAGUGUGGGAAAUCCUUCACCUAUAGCUGCCACCUCUGUUAGCAUCAGAGGGUUCACACAAAAGAAAAGCCUAUGAGUGCAGUGAAUGUAGAAAACAUAACAUUAAACUCAUUGUCAUCAGAGUGUUCACUUAGUAAAAUAGCCUUAUGGCUGCAGGGAAUGUGAAAUUUUUUCUUUAUCAGUAAUCUUUGUUAUCAUCAGAAAGUUCACCCAGGGCAUGACCUUAUGCCUCCAGUGAAUGUGGAAAAUAUUUUACUGGUAGCCAUGGCUGUCACUGACCUUGGGUCUCGAUGACUAAAUUCUUAUUAGUUAAGGAAAUUUGGGAAAUCUUUUAUUUUCUAGCCAUUUCUUCCGCUAUCUUCUGAGAGGUGACACAAGAAAAAGGAUUUAUAUAUGCAGGCAAUAUGAGGACUUUUUAUUAUUGUGGUACUAAGCUCCAUUCUAUUCAGAGAUUUCACUCUGGUAAAAGGCCUUUUGAGUACAGUGGACAUGGGAAAUUAUACUUCUAUCUUUACUCCUGUUUUCAGAGAGUUCACACUGGAGAUAGGACUUUGUGGACAUAAAAGGUGGGAAAUCCUUACCUCAUAGUUAUCACCACCUUAAACACACUUCACACUGGUUAAAGGCUUUGAGUGUGAAGUGAAUAUAGGAAAUUUUUACCAACAAAUGUAUACCUUUUUGACCUUGGAGAGUUCUCACUGUAAAUGGAUAGAUUUUAGGAAAUGUUCUGUUUUUGGUUUUU